AUGAGACAGUAUACUCUUCUAGCGGCGCUUCCUCUCCUUCCAGCAGUGGUUGCUGUCCCAGGUUCCGCAAUUAAAGUCGCGGCUCCUGACAAGGCUCCCUCUGGCGUUUCCCAAAUCGUCGACCAUGCUUUCGCUUCUUUCUCUUUUCCGGCACAUUGGCUACCUGACUUUGCUGGAAACAAUAGUCACCCCAACUUAUUCUCUCGUGAUAUUCUAGAUCUUUUAUAUACCAAGACUGGGAAGCGCCCAGAUCGCACUUACUAUAAUGCGUCCCAAGAACUGUCAAUUAAGGUAGACACAGGUGCCAAUGGUAUCCCAUCGGCAGUAUACAUUGGCCCAGUCUACUUCGAGGCCUUCAACAACUUCCCGGGUUCCUUAUGGAGCUUCCAGGCUAAUCUUGCCAACAAUGCUAGCUGGGGACUCAACAAUACAAUGGAAGUAUGCGAACGCGUAAUGAACACGCUUAAAGGCAACUUGAUCGACUUUGAGAUUGGCAACGAAGUGGAUCUCUAUCCGUGUGCAGUUCGUCCUUGUGGAUAUACUUUAAACGACUAUCUCCAAGAGUGGACCAGAUACGCCGAUGCCAUCUCAGAUAACGUCCUCAAGGGAAAUCCGUAUGGCCUAGACGAACAAAAGUUCUUCCAAGCUCUUGUAUUUGCAAACGCCGAGCUGAAUACUUUCACCACGCAAAAUGCGUUCAAUGGAGGUAUCGAUUUGACCCAUCAUGUUAAAUCAGUUUCUCUGCAUCAUUACGCGGCUGGUAACCAGGCUUGGGUCAGACUUCAGGGUAAUUUCACACAGACUUUCAUGAACCACACGGCUGUUGUGGCUAAUCUCAGCAUCUACUCUCCUGCCAACAAUUACUUGAAGACUAACUAUCCAGAUGUCACCUUCUUGCUGGGAGAGACCAAUAGUGAUUAUACCAACCUGCUCAUGAGUCAAGUAGAGGGUGUUUUCGGCAGCUCGCUAUGGUUGAUCGACUAUCUCAUGUAUGGGAUGUCUCUGAACAUUUCUCGAUUCAAUCUAAUUCAGGGCACCACUUUUGGAUACACAGGAUGGGUACCUGUACCUACAGGUAACAUGCAGCCAUACGUCCGACCACCACUUUACGGCCAAAUUGUCGUGGCAGACAUCAUUGGCCAUAGCCCUAAAGUCCAAAUUCUACCCAUUGAUCUCGGUUCUGAGCUAUGGAAGUUCUCUGCGUAUGGCGUUUAUGAGUCCUCCAAGCUGAGCAAAUACGUGCUUAUCAACCUGGAUGAGUGGAAUUCUACAACUCAAUACCCUCGGCCAAGUCAGAAAGUCUCACUACGCAUUCCUUCUGGAUCAAGAGGCGCCACAGUACAGAGGCUUCUUGGACCAGGAGCCAGCGCUGAUUCUGAUAUCUCUUGGGGUGGACUCAGCUGGAACUAUACACGGGGACGGCUUGCGCAGUCUGGUCGGCCUCACUUCGAGGUCUUACCGGUUUCAAGAGGCGAGGUUACAUUGAUAAUUCCCUCUACUGAAGCUGUUGUCAUUACGUUUGAUGGGCCAAUAUACUAG
This is a messenger RNA of Trichoderma atroviride IMI 206040, 1539 nucleotides long. The record is from RefSeq and is a predicted model, not a curated record. NCBI's taxonomy places the organism in Eukaryota, Fungi, Ascomycota, Sordariomycetes, Hypocreales, Hypocreaceae.